UUAAUUGUUAUACAAAAAAGGUUUACUUAAACCUUCUGUGCCUGUAUUAUUAAUAAUAAGUACAACAAUUUAAGAGUCAAGAAAAAGUAUUCAAUUAGAAUCCAUUUCUCAAUAUGAUAUUACUGUUAACUAUUUAUUCUACUUUCAUUUAUCAUGCGGCUUGUCUUGAUUACGACGGAUGGCUAAAUAUUAAAGUCGAACAUUCAUUGAAUUGUAAUGGAGACAAAUAUUGCAAUCGGGGGACUAUAUCUUUAAAGAGUAUCAGAGCUGGAACUGCAAUAAUAGAUCAAACUGCAUUUAGUAACAAACAUAUAGAAGAGUUGAAGGAGUUGGCCCAGUUUGAUGGAUUUUACACUAUAAGAACUUUAGUUACCACUGCAGACAGCAAAGAGACUGAAUUUUUGUCAUCAGUAAAAGCUAAAGCUUUCUUAGAGAAUGGACUUUGUGAUGUUAUAAGUGCAUGGGUUUUACCAAAUGGUGAAGUAAUAGCAGUUACAUUUCAAGUCAUGAAUGCAUCUCAACCUAAUCAAUUAAAACAAAAUUCUGAAUAUCAAAUUAUUUCCAACUUCUAUCUCCGUCAUGUGGAUCAGGCUCCGGUACCAGAUACUGCCUCUUACAUUCAAAAGUUGGAAAGAGAGAGAGAAGCUAGGGAAAAAGGCGAUUUGAAAGAUAAUAGACCAUUCUUGUCCAAAUAUUGGAUGUACAUAGUUCCAGUUGCAAUAUUUGUAUUGAUAUCUGGUGUAGGAAAUCCUGAAGGAGGUGCUCAACCAUCAUCACGCUGAAGGAUUUAAUUUGAUUUUGUGUCAUUAUAUAUUUUUUAAUACAGUAAUGUGGAAUGUAAUUAUAAUGGUUUGCAACUUGAA
Messenger RNA from Pieris rapae (cabbage white), 863 nucleotides. RefSeq names its product ER membrane protein complex subunit 10 (gene EMC10). NCBI's taxonomy places the organism in Eukaryota, Metazoa, Arthropoda, Insecta, Lepidoptera, Pieridae. The transcript has 5 exons. The coding region runs from base 114 to 782 and encodes 222 amino acids. The record is from RefSeq and is a predicted model, not a curated record. Gene Ontology annotation, cellular component: EMC complex.